Molecule: messenger RNA, 2596 nt
Organism: Andrographis paniculata
Lineage: Eukaryota; Viridiplantae; Streptophyta; Magnoliopsida; Lamiales; Acanthaceae
Product: peroxisomal acyl-coenzyme A oxidase 1-like
Exons: 14
Coding region: 258-2252 (664 amino acids)
Biological process (GO): long-chain fatty acid metabolic process; fatty acid beta-oxidation using acyl-CoA oxidase; lipid homeostasis
Cellular component (GO): peroxisome
Molecular function (GO): FAD binding; fatty acid binding; acyl-CoA oxidase activity
Source: RefSeq, a predicted model, not a curated record
CAUACAUCUAUGGCCUAUCCGACACUCACACUACGAUCUCGAUAAGCUCAAAAACAGACGCGACUCUGCUCCCAACCCUUAAUCCAGGGGGGGAUUCGACAUUUCCUCGCGCUCGCGGCAUUCGUCUCUCUCUACCUAUAUAAAUAUAUAUAGGCGUAUGCGAUAGCGGACAAUCGGGAACAAUUCGACGUGAAUUUCGGUGUGAGCGGUGGGUUAUUCGUAGCUUCGUUGUUUUCGGUUUAAUCCGGUUAAGUGAAAUGGCGGGAGUCGACUACCUUGCUGAUGAGCGGAAGACGGCGGAGUUCGAUGUGGAGGCCAUGAAAGUUGUCUGGGACGGUUCGCGGCACAUCUUCGAAGUGUCUGAUCGUAUAUCGAAGCUCGUUGCCAGCGAUCCUGUAUUCAGGAAGGACAACAGGGCUAUGCUUCCAAGAAAGGAGUUGUUCAAGAACACUCUUAGGAAGGCAGCACACGCAUGGAAAAGGAUUAAUGAGCUGCAGCUCUCCCAAGAAGAGGCACUGAAAUUUAGGUUUUUUGUGGAUGAACCUGCUUAUACUGACCUACAUUGGGGAAUGUUUGUGCCAGCCAUAAAAGGGCAGGGUACUGAUGAACAGCAGGAAAAGUGGCUGCCAUUGGCCUAUAAGAUGAAGAUAAUUGGCUGUUAUGCACAAACUGAGCUUGGUCAUGGCUCUAAUGUGCAAGGUCUUGAAACUACCGCGACGUUUGAUCCUAAAACAGAUGAAUUCAUUCUUCAUAGUCCUACUCUGACUUCAAGCAAAUGGUGGCCUGGUGGUCUGGGUAAAGUGUCUACACAUGCUGUUGUGUAUGCUCGUCUCAUUACAGAUGGUGAAGACCAUGGUGUUCAUGGAUUUAUUGUCCAAUUACGAAGUUUGGAGGACCAUAAACCACUUCCUGGAUUAACCAUUGGUGAUAUUGGAACGAAAUUUGGAAAUGGUGGAUACAACACUAUGGACAAUGGAGUGUUGAGGUUUAAUAAUGUUCGUAUUCCAAGAGAUCAGAUGCUGAUGAGGGUUUCACAAGUGACAAGGGAAGGUAAAUAUAAGCAAUCAGAUGUGCCACGGCAGUUGCUUUAUGGGACUAUGGUAUUUGUGCGGCAAACAAUUGUUAGAGAUGCUUCCCAAGCUUUAUCAAGGGCUGUUUGUAUUGCUACCAGGUAUAGUGCUGUACGUAGGCAAUUUGGAUCACAGAAUGGUGGACCUGAAACUCAGGUCCUUGACUACAGAACACAACAAAGCAGACUCUUUCCUUUGCUGGCUUCUGCGUAUGCCUUCAGAUUUGUUAGUCAAUGGCUGAGUUGGCUUUACACAGAUGUGACAGAACGAUCCAAAGUUAAUGACUUUUCAACAUUACCCGAAGCUCAUGCGUGCACUGCUGGAUUGAAGUCUCUGACUACUUCUGUUACUGCUGAUGGAAUUGAAGAAUGCCGAAAACUAUGUGGCGGCCAUGGUUAUCUCUGCAGCAGCGGGCUUCCUGAAUUGUUUGCUGCUUUUGUUCCAGCUUGUACGUAUGAAGGAGACAAUGUUGUCCUACUUCUUCAGGUAGCUAGGUUUCUCGUGAAGACGGUCUCCCAGCUUGGAAUGAAAAAACAGCUAGUUGGCACAGUUGCUUAUAUGGGAAAAAUGGAACAGUUAAUGCAAUGUCGAUGUAAUGUCCAAAAAGCUGAGGACUGGUUAAAGCCUAGUCAAGUAAUAGAAGCAUUUGAGGCAAGAGCUGCUAGAAUGUCUGUUGCCUGUGCUAAAAAUCUUACCAAGUUUGCUAGCCCCGAAGAAGGCUUUGCAGAGCUAUCGGCCGAUUUAGUCGACGCUGCAGUUGCUCACUGCCAACUGAUUAUUGUCUCCAAGUUUCUCGAGAAACUCCAAGAAGACAUUCCCGGGAAAGGCGUGAAGCAGCAACUAGAGACACUUUGCAGCAUAUAUAGUCUCUCCCUUGUACACAAGCAUCAAGGCGAUUUCCUCGCCACCAGCUAUCUCACCCCGAAACAGGCCUCGCUCGCUAACAACCAGCUCCGAGCACUGUUGGCCAAGCUUCGCCCCAAUGCCAUUGCCCUCGUCGACGCUUUCAACUACACGGACCACUUCCUCGGCUCCAUUCUCGGCCGCUACGACGGCAAUGUUUACCCCAAACUGUACGACGCUGCGUGGGAGGACCCUCUGAAUGAAACUGUGGUGCCCGACGGCUACCAUGAAUAUGUACGCCCUGUGCUCAAGCAACAGCUCCAUACUGCAAGAUUGUAGUUGAAGAGGAUCCGUUACAUUUGGAAGAAAUUAAUAAAAGAUAAUGCUGGGACAAGACAGGAGCCCUGCGACUAUUUAUUAGUGUAUUACUGAGGAAUGAAUAAUGGUAAGCUGAAGGGUACUGUACAAUAAAUAGGGAACGCCUGGAUAUGAACUUGUCGGGUCAGGGUCACGGCCGACCCGGACCCGGACCCGGACCCGACUCUGAUUGAAAACCGUGGAUUCUUAGUUUGUCUGAAGAUACGUGUCGAGGUCUGAUCCACCCUCGGGAUACGUGCCUUUGUUUUAUCUAUUGACGAUAGAUCAAUGUUCAACGGUGUAUUUAUUAAUUAAUUUUUGCGUUA